AUGAGCAAGACCGACGUGAGCAAGGAGCAGGACCGGCGGCACAAGAGGAUACUGGCGGACCUGCUCAAGCACGAGGGCAACAAGACCUGCGCGGACUGCGCGGCGCGGGGGCCCACGUGGGCGAGCGUCAACCUUGGCGUGUUCGUGUGCCUCACUUGCUCGGGCAUCCACAGGUCGCUGGGCGUGCACGUCUCACAGGUGAGGUCCACUACCCUUGACACAUGGCUCCCCAAGCAGGUGGCCUUCCUGUCAUCAAUGGGCAACCUGAGGGCAAACAAAUUCUGGGAGGCCCGGCUGCCCCCAGACCAUAGGAAGGCAACAGGGCGCCCGCUGGAGGACUUGGCAGGUUUCAUCAGGGAGAAGUACAUUAGGCGUGCCUUUGCAUCCUCAGAGGUCGCAGCUCCCACCAUGGACAACUACACAACCCACCCAUACACCGGCACGCAGGACGCCACACCGCAGGAGGUGCCCCGCCCGAUGACGCCCCAAAUAGACAGGCCCAAGACGUAUGACCUUCCAAAGAGGUCAGGGACGCCCCCUCCCCGUGCGCCCACUACGACCGUUAGCCACCAGGCAGUCACAAACAGCUUCGACCUGCUGUCUCUGGAUGCCCACAGCCCAGCUCCCUCGUCUGGGCCGGCGGCAAGCCCCAAGGGCGGCCUGUACCCAGCGCCUCCCGCCCUCCCACCUGCACCGCCUGCAGCAACUGCGACCCCAGAGUCGGCCGUGUCUGGGUGGAAGACCUUCCAGGGGGCAGACCCACCAACCCCAUCCACCCCAGGUUCGGAGUGGUCGGCGUUUCAGUCAGGCGGCAGUGACCCUUUUGCAGCCAAGGUGCCAGCGGCUGUGUCAACAUCCAAGCCACAAGCCGAGGCCCCCCGCCACUCCGGGGACAUGAUCGCUGGAGCACAGGAGCCGCACAUCGUCCCGAUCGGCUCCUCCCCGCUGGUGGGCGACCUGAUCUCCGCCGAUGUCCCUGGCACAAAGGACCGACCAGGGCCGCCAACAGGAUCCAAAGAAAAGGCGACAGAGGACAUCCUCAAAUUAUAUGACCAGGGCGCAGGCGACCCCAACGCCCCAAAGAUGCUUCCUCCAAAUUUGGGCUUGCCAAUGGGCGCCCAGAUGCUGCCUCCGAAUAUGGGGAUGCCCAUGGGGCCCAUAGCUGUGCAACAGCAAGCGUACAUGACGCCCGGCAGCCAUGUGCCAGUGGUGCAGGGGGCAUAUGGCGCAUACGGCUUGGUGGGAGCGAUGCAGCCCCCCAUGGUUGCAGUGCCACAGGGCAUGGUCACGCACCCAGGCAUGGUGCCCUUGGCACCUGGGGCAGCCGGGUCACCCUACCAGUAUGGGUACAUGCAGCAAGCUGGAAUGCAGGUGCAGCAGUUUGGGGGAUAUUCCAGCCAAGCAGGGGGGCAAGGGAUGUAG
Molecule: messenger RNA, 1422 nt
Organism: Ostreobium quekettii
Lineage: Eukaryota; Viridiplantae; Chlorophyta; Ulvophyceae; Bryopsidales; Ostreobiaceae
Source: the annotation of a GenBank genome assembly